Molecule: messenger RNA, 3056 nt
Organism: Phlebotomus argentipes
Lineage: Eukaryota; Metazoa; Arthropoda; Insecta; Diptera; Psychodidae
Exons: 5
Coding region: 1-2610 (869 amino acids)
Cellular component (GO): extracellular region
Molecular function (GO): chitin binding
Source: RefSeq, a predicted model, not a curated record
AUGACGAGCGAUCGCCCACAUGAUGAGGCUUUCUUGGCAUCCAAACCGGCAGACUUCCAGCAUUUGAUUACAAUUGCUCAAUUAGGCCGUUUUUCGCCGCAUUAUUUAUACUCUUGGCUCAAUUCAAUCUUCACCGUCAAUGCAAUCAACAAUAUUCCACAAUGCAAAACAAUCGUCACAGUUUCCUGUGGACUUCUGGAGGUUGCAUCGGCAAAGCCAUGGCCCACAUACAGUCUGGAGAACAUGCCGCGGACGAGCUUCACGUGCCGUGACAAGAUCCUGGGCGGCUACUAUGCGGACGCCGAGACGCAGUGUCAGAUGUUUCACGUGCAAGAUUUCCGUUUUCUCUGUCCCAACGGCACGGCCUUUGACCAGGAGGCGCAGAUCUGUGCCGAUUGGGGUGAUGUGGACUGCGAGGCGGCCACCCUGUACUAUGGCAGCGACAAUUUCGACCUCUAUCGCAUCGGUUCGGGCUUCGAGAGCAAGCGAGCGCCAUUUGCCGAGGAGGAGGAGGCCACAUUCCACCUGCAGCGAGCUGAAACAGGCGAUGCUCGUCGUGGUAAGCAGGUGAUCGUGAAUCAGAGCAAAAAUUCACAGUCAUUUGGGCAGAACACCUUCAAUCGCCCCGUGGUAACCACAAAAGCCACAACGCAGCUCCCGCAGACGUCCAGCCAGCCGCCUCAGGUGAACCGGAAUGAGUUUUCGUACACUGGGAACUACUUCCCGGGUGUCUCAAGGGCGUCAGAGUACCGUCCGACGCCCCCAUCGACGACCACAACGACCGCAAAACCCCUUCCGGUGGCCCCGAACUUCCCCGACAACCAGCGAUUCGGCGGAAACGACGAGAUCUUCAGAGGAUCGCACAGUUCGAAUUUCUUCAACAAUCGCAACAACGGCAAGGAGGAUUACGAGAAUGACUUCAGCACUUCGGCGGCGACAAGCACAGUCAGGCCCAGGCAGGCGUCCGUGAGGAUCAGGCAGAGAGGCAGAAGCCGAUUCAGCUCAAGCCUGAACAACAUCAGCACGGCUCCUGACAAAGUCGCGUCCAGCACGGUGGCUUCGACGAAGCUAAUCUCGCCAACUGCCACAGCUGCGCCAUCUUCGCUUCCGCCAUAUUUGGGCUCCCAAGGAACGUUCUCUUUCACAUCUCGCGACGCCUUCAGGCCAACGCCUCCAAGAGCGUCUCCUCAACCUGCUGUCGUAACAUUCAGGCCACAACAGCAACAACCGCAGCAGAACUUCCAGGCCGUCUCGUCUACAGUUAAGCCUGUCCACCAGGAAAGCUCAACAUCGAGGGAAAUCUUCAAGAUUCCCUCAUCCACCCCGGCCUACACCACGUUGAAUCGUCAGCAGAACUUCAAAACCUCAGCCGAACCUCAGCACUCUCCCAGUCCCCUGAUCUCCUACUCACCCUACAGCCAAGACGUCGCCAAGAGCCGCCAAUCACCGGACUUCACCAGCAACUUCAGCGAGAAGAAAACAACACUCCAGCAAUCAUCCAACUUCCAGGCUCCAACUACGCAGAAACCAGUCCAGACUCCCGCGCAAAACGACGUAGUCAGCUUUAACUUCAACAACUUCCAAGGACAAAGCGCGAGAACGCAGCUUCAGCCGCAGCAACAGACCUUCCCGCAAGACAGCAGAUUCAAUCCGCACACCAAUUACGACCUCACGGCAGUGCAGCAGAGCAAAUUCACCUACAAUCCCUACCAGACGAAUAAAGUUAGUCCUCCGGCCACGAGCAGUCCCAUUCCCUCCUCAACCGCCACCAACUUCUACUCCACGGCAGCCCCAGUCCAGAGCUCCUCGCCCAGAGGCUUCACGGCUCUCAACAACUCCCCUAUUGUGACAACACCGAAGCCCUUGAUCAACUACGAUCGCUACCAGACUGUGAGUCGCAGCGGAGACAACUACACGCCGUCCACGGUGAAGAAGUUCUCGACGCUGGUGCCCAAGGAGUUGUACGAUCCGACGACGUUCAAGCCGACGACGUACAAGAAGCCCGUGGAUGCCUUCGCUGCCAUCAAGGCGAGUCAGGUGGAGCAAGCAAAGACCGCCAAUCCCAUCGCCUACAACAAAUUCUCAGCCGCAAGCUAUCUUCCCAGCACGAGCACACAGGCGCCAGGCCAGAAGGUCGAGAUCGACGAGGACGACGGACAGUAUCACCCGGAGCUGUACGAGAAGGACUUUCCCAGGCACAAGAUUGGGCACAAGAGGAAAUUCCAGAAGACGACGGGCGGAGGAUUCCAGUUCGGGACGAACUAUCAGCCCACGGCCGCCACUCUGCCGCCAGCCAACAGCGCCGAGGAUGAGUUUCUGAAGACGGCUCACUCGCAGAACAUCGCCGCCAGCGGGAACGAGCUGCGCGUGGAGAAGGAGAAGGCCCGCCUCCAGGCCACCACGAAGUCCGCCUCGAGGAGUUCGACCUUCUCCAAGGCGCCCACGAUACCACCCAACGCGACUUCCACGAAGCGACCGCCGCAAGCUGCCGCCGCGGCCAACGACAGGGACGCCAGCUACGACUACCAGUACUACGACACGUUCCCGGAAUCCUACCAGGAGUACGACAUCAUCGAGGACUUCGGCAAGACGAAGAGCAAGAAACACUGAGGCUCUCUGAAUUCCUGAAACUCCCAACACGCCAGUCAAAUUCCUCACUCCUCGCGGACACAUGGCAAAAUUCUGGACUUUGGUGCUUGGGCGACAUUGGAAGACAUAUUGGAUUUGAGAGCCGCGAGGAGGUCACUUGGGGGACAUUUGUUAAAAAUAUAGACAUUCAAUCCUUUUUGUCCAGCCAGAGAGAGGGCGAGAUCUAGUAAAGAAAUGAACGUUUUCAGCCAGUAUUUUGUACGCUAGCUUGUAAGUGAUAAAAAAAAUCUUCUUGCAUUAGAUUGUCGAGGUCCUGAAUUCGCGCGUGUAAAUAGUGUUAUUUGUUUUCUUUCGCAUGACCUUUCUUGUGAACAUCAUCGGAUGAGAAUGGAAAAUACUCUGUAUAUUUGUCCUUGAAAUGUACAUCGAAAUUUCAAUAAAUGUCAAUAAAUUAAAUAUGAAGAGAA